This is a messenger RNA of Toxorhynchites rutilus septentrionalis, 2501 nucleotides long. RefSeq names its product zinc finger protein 501-like. The record is from RefSeq and is a predicted model, not a curated record. The coding region runs from base 228 to 1625 and encodes 465 amino acids. Gene Ontology annotation, cellular component: transcription regulator complex; PcG protein complex. The transcript has 13 exons. Gene Ontology annotation, molecular function: RNA polymerase II cis-regulatory region sequence-specific DNA binding; DNA-binding transcription factor activity, RNA polymerase II-specific. Gene Ontology annotation, biological process: regulation of transcription by RNA polymerase II. Lineage: Eukaryota; Metazoa; Arthropoda; Insecta; Diptera; Culicidae.
UAUUUCACCAUCUGUUCAUGUUCACGUUCACGUUCGCGGGAGCUCUAAACCAGCCUUUACUCUCAAUUUGUCAUCGCUGAUUGAACACAAUUCAAGAAAUCCAAAUUGUACACAAACAAAUUUGUUUUGUUUGCUCCAGAAACAUAGGCAGUUUUAGCUUUUAUGUGUAGUAAAUGGUCAAUUUUGAGUUUUGAUUUCAUUCGAAUGAAUAAAACUAGAGAAGUGAAAUGACACUCGUUAGCAACAACCUUGAUCAAUGCAGCUUUUGCUACAAUAUAUGCAAUGAGAAAUUCCAUCAUGUGCUAGUCCCCUCCAAUCAAGAGCAGAAGCUAAAAACUAUCCUGCAGAAGUUGAAAAGUCCAACUUCACAGUUGAGCAGUUAUCCUACAUGCGACAAAUGCCGUCAAGAAUUGAUAACCGUCCACAACAUUCCCGAGAGCUACUUCCAAAUUUUGUCCAUAGCCAAACCGACUGACAUCAAGAUGGAUCCAGAAUUGAUAAUUGAUGAUAACGAGCAGGCGGGUAAUGGACACAUUUUUGAGAAAGACUCAAUAGUGAAUUUUGGGCCGGCCGGACAUAAUGACGGAAUGCAAAUCGAAAUAGAAAACGGAGAAGUAUUCUUCAUCAGCGAAAUGGGCGAAGAUGACCAUACGUCAUCAAUUCCAAAUGUUGGAACACAUACGCAAAGAACAGUUGAAUUGAAUGCUUCGCAGAAGGGAGUUCACUCACAUUCAGUAGGUCAUAAAAGUGAGAAUGACUCCGUGGAAGAAGGAGGGAAACCGUUUAAAUGUGAAAAGUGUGAAAAAACAUUUGGUUCAAAUGACAGAUUGAAGGUGCACGUUCGAAUUCAUACGGGCGAACGUCCCUAUACUUGUCCACACUGUCCGAGCACUUUUAGGGACUCUGGAACGCUCCGAACGCAUAUUCUAAUUCAUUCGGGCGAACGUCCCUAUACUUGUCCACAUUGCUCGAAAGCGUUUAAGACUUAUAAAUCGCUCCAAGUCCACAUUCGAACUCAUACGGGUGAACGACCCUUUUCUUGUCCACAUUGUCCGAAAUCGUUUACAACACGUACAGUUCUCCAAGGUCACAUUCUAACUCAUACGGGCGAACGCCCCUAUCCUUGUCCACAUUGUCCGAACGCAUUUAGGCAUCCUUCAGCGCUACAAUCGCACAUUCGAUCUCAUUUGGGUGAACGUCCCUAUUCGUGUCCACAAUGUGCGAAGGCAUUUACAAAUUCUACAGCGCUCCGAAGCCACAUUCGAAUUCAUACGGGUGAACGUCCCUAUUCUUGCCCACAUUGUGCGAAGACAUUUACCAAUUCUUCAGCGCUCCGAAGCCACAAUCGAAUUCAUAAGGACGACCGUCCCUAUUCAUGUCCGCAUUGUCCGAAAGCGUUUAAGGCACAUUCGACGCUCCGAGAGCACAUUCGAAUUCAUACGGGUGAACGUCCCUAUUCUUGUUCAUAUUGUCCGAAGGCGUUUACAAGUCCUGCAGUGCUCAAAGAGCACAUUCGAAUUCAUACGGGCGAACGUCCACAUUCUUGUCCACAUUGUUCGAAACCGUUUAGGCAUGCUUCAGGGCUCAGAGAACACGUUCGAAAGCAUACGAGAGCACGUUCCUAAGCCUUUCCACAUUGUUCCAAAACGUUUACGUUUGCGAGUACUGUAAGCGAGUUUUUGCCCAGUCCUUCAGCCUUACAAUGCACCUCCUUCGUCAGCACAGCAAGAUCAAGUCGUAUCGUAACUUGCCGUGCCGUGUCAGUAAGAACGAUCAGUUCGAUGAGGACACAGGAAUCACAGUUGACCAUGAAGGAAGACAUAACUGAUUGCUGAUGAAUCUCUUCGUCACUGAAAAUAAUUUUGGCAAAUUGUCAUUGGGUUAGCUCAUAAGACGAUGAUUGUGCAGAAUUUUUCAGAAAUAUUACGUAUUACGUAUUACUAAUACUUUGUGUAUUCUUACUUCUGCAUACAAAAUAGAUAUAUAUGCUAGACUAUCGGAUUGCAUAUUCCUUUAUUUUUCGGGUUCCACGCGGCGUUACAGUAUUCUAGAAUUGGCUUUACAUAUGUAAAAUAUAAUACCUUCAUUGUGGAUGGUUCCUGGAAGUUAGUUCAAGCUUAACACAAUAUUUGCUUUAUUACAGAGUUGUAGCGUUCUAUGAAUGUGAGUUCACAGCUCUAACUAUUUUACAUUUUUCUACAUUUUGGUUUCCAAAACAAAUGGAGGCGAAUUUUCAUGCAUCAAGUGAAGUGCAUCCAAAGCAUCAGCAACAAGGAAGGAACGAGUAAGCAGCAGCUCUCUGGCAACGCCAGAUCGGUGGCCUGUUGUUUUUAUUGCCUCCAUCACAACAGAGAAGUACAAUACAUACGAUUUUUCCGUCACGCUAUUGUGUUCAUUUCGUAGCGUGCGGCGUUGUGUAACUCUUCGAAUAGGAGUGUUCAAGGUUGUUCGGACACUUUAGAUUAGUUUUUUUUAAGAAAAUUUUUGUUUUGAGCUAUCUU